AUGAAGCCGGGCCACCGCAACAUUAUUCGAUCCACCGCCUCGUCCCAUUUCGACAAGAAGAAAGGGGAACGGGAAAGCUUUGUGCCAGCAUACCAACCAGAUGUCAUCCAUGGGAAAGGGAGGGGUGUCGUCAUCCUCCUUCAUGGCGCCCCUGGGGUCGGCAAGACGGCGACAGCCGAGGCAGUAGCCCAAGAAUUCAAAAAGCCCUUGUUUCCGAUCACCCGCGGGGAUUUAGGAACCACGCCCGUGGACGUUGAGAAGACCCUCAAGGACAUUUUCCGCUACGCCCAUUUGUGGGAUUGCAUCCUGCUGCUAGACGAGGCGGAUGUGUUCCUCACACAGAGGGACAGGACCGAUGUUGAACGCAACGCUCUUGUCUCAGAAUACUACAACGGCAUCCUUUUCCUUACAACCAACCGCGUAGGCGCGCUCGACGAGGCCUUCCGCUCGCGGGUUCACGUCAGCCUCUACUACCCGCCUCUCUCGCUUUCAGACACUCUCGCCAUCCUCAAAGAUAACCUUAACCGGCUGCCUCGGGUUGAAAAUCUGCCCGAAGGCGAAGAGGCCGGUCCGGGCCACAUCCAAGUUCAGGACGAGGAGAUCGAAGGGUUUAUCACGGACGAGUUUAGCAUGCGCUAUGAGAAAUACCGCCGAGGUCCCUGGAACGGGCGACAGAUCUGCAACGCGGUACAGAUUGCUAGCUGCCUUGCCUUUUACGAGGUGUAG
This is a messenger RNA of Canariomyces notabilis, 726 nucleotides long. Its product is annotated as P-loop containing nucleoside triphosphate hydrolase protein. Lineage: Eukaryota; Fungi; Ascomycota; Sordariomycetes; Sordariales; Chaetomiaceae. The transcript has 2 exons. Bases 1 to 726 code for a protein of 241 amino acids. Gene Ontology annotation, molecular function: ATP hydrolysis activity; ATP binding. The record is from RefSeq and is a predicted model, not a curated record.